Messenger RNA from Oncorhynchus gorbuscha (pink salmon), 2063 nucleotides. RefSeq names its product alcohol dehydrogenase 1-like. The record is from RefSeq and is a predicted model, not a curated record. Gene Ontology annotation, molecular function: zinc ion binding; S-(hydroxymethyl)glutathione dehydrogenase [NAD(P)+] activity. The transcript is spliced from 9 exons. Gene Ontology annotation, biological process: formaldehyde catabolic process. Lineage: Eukaryota; Metazoa; Chordata; Actinopteri; Salmoniformes; Salmonidae. The coding region runs from base 118 to 1254 and encodes 378 amino acids. Gene Ontology annotation, cellular component: cytosol.
CUGGAUGGCUGGAGUAUUUAAAUGUUGUCCAAACCAACCCUCUGUCACACUCUCUCCCUCUAACUCUAUGCUGAAAUAUAUUGCUCUUCUCUUCCAAACUCCUUAGGUUGAUAGAAGAUGGCAACUGCAGGAAAAGUGAUUAAAUGCCGCGCUGCAGUGGCAUGGGAGCCAAGCAAACCCCUGGUGAUGGAGGAAAUUGAGGUGGCUCCUCCCCAGGCACAUGAGAUUCGCAUCAAGAUAGUGGCCACGGGUGUGUGUCACACGGACCUGUACCACCUGUUUGAGGGGAAACACAAGGAUGGCUUCCCUUGUGUCCUGGGCCACGAAGGGGCUGGGAUUGUCGAGAGUGUGGGGUCGGAAGUGACCAAAUUCAAUCCAGGUGAUAAAGUCAUCCCUCUGUUCAUCUCCCAAUGUGGCCAGUGCCGGUUCUGCAAGAGCCCAAAGACCAACCUGUGUGAGAAGGGCUGGGCCAGUGAUAGGUAUGAUGUGAUGUCAGAGUCAGACACCCGGUUCACUUGUAAGGGGAAGAAGGUGCUGCAGUUCAUGGGGACCAGCACUUUCUCAGAAUACACCGUGGUCAAUGAGAUCGCCGUGGCCAAGAUCCAUCCCUCAGCCCCUCUCGACAAGGUCUGUCUCCUUGGCUGUGGAGUCGCCACCGGAUAUGGCGCAGCCCUUAACACAGCCAAGGUGGAGCCAGGGUCUACAUGUGCUGUGUUUGGCCUGGGAGCUGUGGGGUUGGCAGCGGUCAUGGGUUGCAAAAACGCUGGGGCCAAGAGGAUCAUCGCCAUUGAUAUUAACCCAACCAAAUAUGAGAAGGCCAAGGUCUUCGGUGCCACAGAGUUUGUCAACCCCAAGGACCACAACAAACCCAUCAGUCAAGUGCUGCAUGAGAUGACCAAUGGAGGAGUGGACUUUUCCCUGGAAUGUGUGGGGAGUGUGGCCGUAAUGAGGAGUGCUUUGGAGUCGUGUGUUAAGGGAUGGGGAGUAAGUGUGCUGGUCGGAUGGACUGACAUGGAUGACUUUGCUGCCAGACCCAUUCAGCUCAUAGCUGGCCGCACCUGGAAAGGAUCUCUGUUUGGAGGUUUUAAGAGUAAGGAUGGUGUGCCCAAGCUGGUGAAUGAGUACCUGGAGAAGAAAGUGAAGCUGGAUGAGUUUGUCACCCACAACAUGACCCUGGCCCAGGUCAACGACGCCAUCCAACUCAUGCAGACAGGAGACUGUAUACGGUCAGUCCUGAGUGUGGCACUGCAGUAAGAGGGUCAACUCAACCCAGCCAAUAUCACUUACUUUUCCUGCUCAACCAAUCAACGAGCAAAACUAUACAAUAUGGCUUGAUAAACCAAUGAUUCACUAUAUCACAAUAUGUAUUAGUAGGGGUGAAUACUCAAUGGUAGGUAGCAUACUGCAGGCAUGCUGCUAGUAACCAUUGUAACAACAAUGAUAAUCAUGUUUUGAUUUUGUUAUGUUGCCUGGAAGCCAAUUAUGUUUCUGCUUUAGUCAUUGUCAAGUGGCAGUAGGAUAAAGUACAAAGAGAUCUGGCUAUCAUGUGUCAGUUUUGAAUAAAAACCAUUCCCUACUUCUCGGUCGUUGCUCAAUCAAUGCUGGGUCAAUAGAUUGGCGGUUAUUAGUUAUCCAAUCUCAUACCUUAGUUUGCGCAUCUAAGCAUAAAGUCGCUGUGAGCGACGAUAACUUAUCAGUAUGGUAUCCGGGCCUUUCAAUACCCUUUAUCAGUGUAAUGUCUGUGCUCAAACAUUGUUAUUAAUAUAUAAACAGAGUACAUUUCCACACAAACGUGUUUCAACAACACGUACAUGCUUCUCCGGGUUAGUCUGUGGUUAGUCUGUGGUUAGUCUGUUAUGAUACUUAUUGUCGUGAUUGUGUUUGUCAAGGAGUGACAGUGACCCAGUUGUUUCUUACUUAUUUUUUUAAUCAGACAGUGUAGUUAUUUGUAAUAAAAUUGUCGGGGAUCAACAUUUGAUGAUAUUCUGUAGUUAGAUAAUUAUAAAUAUAUGUGAUUGAAAUAGAGUAGGAUUGAUUCUGGCAUUAAAGAUAUUUAUAACCCA